AUGUUUAGGAAAGAUAUUAAAAAGAUUUACUUAAAAAAUCACCUUAAGAAAAUAUAUAUUGUAAAAAGACAAAAUGAAAAUAAGAUUAUUGAAGAAAAAAAAAGCAGUGUUUUGUAUAAAGACUUUAAAGAAUUUAUACUUGUUUUAAUAAAUAUAAGAAAAUAUGAGAAAGCAUUAAAAAAGUUAAAGGGUAAUAAAGCGAGUUGUGAGUUUUCCAAGGUUUUACAAGAAUAUUUGGAUUUUUAUUUGUCAACGUUUGGAUAUAAAUUUCAUACGUUUAUAUUGGAAUAUAAAACUGGUGAUGAAAUAAAUGAUCCUAAUAAUUGUUAUGUUAUAAAUAAAUUAAGAAAGAGUGAUAUUGAAAAAAUAGUAAAUAAGGAAUAUUCAAGAAUAUUAUUUAAAUAUGAUAGUAUAAAAUAUGUACUAUAUUAUAUUAAGAAGCAUACAUUAUUAUUCCAAACAUUUAAUUGUCAUUUCAAAAAAUUGUUAAUAAAUUAUUUAUUUGUAACAUUGAAUCCUUUGAAUGUUCUCAUUUUUGUUUAUUUAAAAUUAUAUCAAAAUAAUGACAAAACAAAUGUUGUUUCAAAAAGCGAUGCUAAGGAUAAGAUAGAAAAUAAAGAUAAAUUUGAUGAAGAAAUAAAUGAUAUUCCUUUAAGUGAGAAUAAAAAUAUUUGUGAAAAUAAUAAUGAAAAUCACAAUGAUUUAGAAAACUCUCAGAUAAACUACGAAAUCAUAUUAAAUAAAAAUGAAAGAUCUAAUUGUACUAAUCUUUUUUGUGAUGAAAUAUAUUGGUUUAUAUGUUUUUUUGGAGAUUAUAUUAUAAAGUAUAAUAUAAUUAGAUGUUAUGGGGAAAUAUAUAGAAAUAAAAAAAUUAUCCAAAGAAAAUUAAGAAUAUAUCAUUGGGUUAAGAAAUAUGUUCAAAAUUAUUUAAUACAAAAGUUUCAUUGUUAUUCUUAUUCAAAAAAUAUAAAAUUAUAUGAUACAUGGUAUGAACAUAUGUUAUAUAUAUAUGAAAAAAAAUAUAAGGAAUAUAUUCCCAAAUUAAAAAAAUUUAUCCAAAUUGGUAAUGGAUAUAAAAGUAUUAAUAUGUGUCACAAAAGCUUUUCAUAUAUAUAUGAUUUAGUUUUACUUUUAUAUUUUUUGAAAAUAUGUUUUUUUUAUUUAAAUGAACAUAUUAAUUUUGUUCUUCAUUUAUCUUUAUAUACUUUAUAUAAAAGUAUCAAAAUUUUUGUCAUAUAUUUAUAUUUUAAUCUUCCCAAGUCUAUGUGUCAUUACUUUUUAAAUAUUUAUUUGAUGUUUUUUAAAAAAAAAAAUAUAAAAGCUGCUCAUAUACUUAGUAAAAUGAAAUGUACAUAUAAAAAUAUGAUGAGCCACAUUUAUGCACACAGAAAUUUCUUAUAUACCAAUGGAAAAUUAAACUCUCAUGAAAAAAGAACAAAUCUUCCUAUUUAUUUAAGACAAAGAAAUUUAAACAGUAAUCUGAUUCAAUGUGAAGAUAAUGAUAAGAAACUAAUAUCAAAAAAUGAUUGUACAGAAAAUUUAAACAAACAAAAAAAUGUACAGAAUUGUAUUAUUGUUGAUAGUCAAAAUGAUCAAAAAUACAAAAUAUCUAAAAUUCACCUGAACAAUUCACAAAAAAAAAGAUAUGAAAAAAUAUUAAAUUUAACAUAUUUUGAUAUAAAUGAAUACGAUGGAAAAGAUAUUGAAAAUGAAAGUCAAUUAAAAAAAUUUUUGACAUUUCAUUUUUAUGGAUCUAUAAUACAAUUGAAAUAUAAUAACGAAAUUUUUUUGAGGAAGAAAAAGUAUAAGGAUCAAAAGGAAAAAAAAGUAAAUCAAAAUAAAAUAAAGAGUGUAGAAGGAAAAAUAAAAAGAAAAAUAAAAAGAAAAAGAAUUAAAAAUAUAAAAAAGAUUAAAAAAAAUGAGCAAAAUGAAAUUAACAAAAUUAACGGUUUCUUUUAUCCAAGGAAAAUUCAAAAUAAAAAGAGACAAAUAUUAUUAUAUAAUGUACUGAUAAAUAAUACAAAAGAAUUAUCAAUAUAUAUGAAUAAGAAGCAAAUGAAUGAUCCAAAACAUUCUCUACAUCGUGUAGUGAAAAAAAGUGAUAUUAGAAAAAAGAGUAAUCUAUAUUAUCAUAUAAAUGGUGAGCAUAAAAUGUAUAUACCUAGUGGUAAUUUUUAUUUUUGUAAUAAAAAAAUUAUUAAUAAAUUAUUUGAAACCAUAUUGUAUAAUAUAAUACAUAAGGAAAAUCAUAUGAUUGAUGUAAAUCAAAAGGAAAGGAAUUUAUUUAUAUUAGAUAAAAAAAUAAAUGAUGAAAAUCAAAAAUGUGAUUAUGUUAAUAGGAGUCCCUUAAAGGAACAGAAUCCUUAUUUGGACAAUGAAUGUGUCACCCCAAACAAAAUUGAUUUAUGUAAUGAGCAAAAUGAAGAUGAUAAUAUGGUGACUCUAUGUAAGGAUGAAAAUAACAAUGAAAAAAUUGAUAAUUAUCAAAAUAACAAGGACAUAUAUAUGGAGGAAGAAAAUAUAAUUGAACAAAAUGAAAUAGAACCAAACGAUAAAGAAAAAAAUAAAAUUGACGAAAAAGAAAAUAUGGAUAAUAAUGAUAUAAUUAUUGAAGAAGAAAAUAAUAAUAAGGAUAUAGACAUAUCUGUUGAGGUUAAUAUGGAAAAAGAUACUUGUCCUAGUGAUGAAAAUGUUUCAGUGAAUAAUGAAGCUGAUGUUAAUAAAUUAUCACAAAAUGUGAUGAAGGAAAAAUAUCUUAAUGAAAAUAAUAGUAUAAUAAAAUAUGAUUUAAAAAGUAAGAAAAAUGAUUAUGUUGGAAAAUAUAAAAUAUAUUUUAGUGAUGAAUCUACAAGCUCUGAAAAUACAACCGAUGAUUAUGAGUAUUAUAUGAAAAGAAGAAAUAAAUCCAAACCAAAAAUUAAGGGGAAAAAUGAAAAGAAAAAGAAAGAAAAUGUAAUGAAUAAGAAAAAUAUGCAAUUGCAAAGGGAUAAGAAAAAAAUUCAUGAGGAUAAUGUAAAUAUAAAUAAAACGAAUUCAAAGAAUAAACAACAGGAUAAUGAACAUGAUACGAAUAGUAAAAAAGAUAAUAAAAUAAUAAUAAAUACAAAAGAAACAAAUAUUCCAAAAGAUAACAAUGCUGAAGGUAAAAAUAUAAUUGAUACUAUAAAGGAAAAAACAUGUAAUGAAUUUAUAAAAGAUACAAAUGAAUCUUUGUGUAUUAAAAAUAACGAUACUACUGAUAAUAUCAUGAAAAAUAAAAUUAAUCAUAAAAAUAUUUCUAUUGAUGACGAAUACGAUCUAAAAGAAUAUGAAGAAGAUAGUAUUAAUGAAAAUAACAAAAGAGUAGAAAACGUAAAAAUAAAUACAUUUAACGAUUCAAAAGAAUGUAUGUUGGAAGAAAAGGAAAUAAUUGAUAAUAACAAAAAGGUUUAUAAAAAGAUUCAAACUUUAAAAUCAAAAGGUAGUAAAAAAUUAAUUUUUAAUUUGUCAUUAAGUGAAAAUGAGGAAUCGUCCUUAAUAAUAGAAAGUUUGGAUAACAACCAAGAAACAAGAGAAAUGAAGGAGUUACAAGAAAUAUAUGUUAAUAGUAUGGAUGAAGAAGUAAAUACAAAAGAAAAAAGCGGGUCAUUAAAAGGUGAUAACAACAACAAAAAAAACAACAACAACAACAAUAAUAAUAAUAAUAAUAGUAAUAAUAAUAUGGUAGAUUUGAAAGAAAAGGAUUAUCAUAUUGAUAUACAUGAUAAGGAAGGAGAACAUGUAAAUAUAUUAAAAGAACAAAAUAAAUUAAAAGUAGGAUAUCAUGAUUUAUAUAAUAAUAUUGGAGGUAUAGAAAAACCAUUUAUAGAUACUUGUGAAAUAUAUAUUAAAGAAAAUGUAUUGAAUAAUACACAGAAGAAAUUCAAUUUAAUUCAUAUUUAUCAUAAAUUCAAGUUAGGUAUUGUUUAUUUAUUUGAUCAUUAUAUAAUAGGAGGGAUUAAUUUAAUUAACCCUUAUAACAGUAUUGAAAAUGAAAGAUAUAAACAUUUUGCAUGUAUACAAUCCAAUAUAAAUGAUAUGGAUCAUACUAAAAUAUUUAGAUACAACGAAAAAGAAUUAAUCAUGUCUUUUAAAAAGAAUUCAGAAAUAUGUUUAUUAAGUGAUAAGAAUGAAAAAAGAAUAAUGAAAAUUUUAUGUAAAAAUGGGAAAGGAUUAAAUGGUUCAAUUUUUAAAUGUACUAUUAAUAACAAAUUAUUUGCAUGCAAAGUACAACAUAAAUUACAUUUAGCAAAAAAAGAAAUAUACUUUUCAUAUUUAUUAAAGGUACGCAAAUCUAAUAAAAUAAAUAAAUACACAAAAUAUAAUAAUGUAAAUUAUUCAGGAAGGCAACUCUUUUAUGAAAUUUAUGAGAAGGAAAAUAGGUAUAUAUUUCCGGAUGAACUACAUUAUAAAUCUGCCUCAGAUCAAAAGAGCAAAGAUGUUGAAAUAAAGACAUAUAAUGAGAAUAACAAAAAUAUUUACAAUAUGGAAAAUAAUCACAAAAUUGAUAAAAUUUAUAAUGUUGAUAAAAUUUAUAAUGUUGAUAAAAUUCAUAGUGAUGAUGAAGAGUAUAGUAAGAGCCAGAAAAAAGUCAAGGAAGAAAAAAAUGAAAACAUUAAAAAAGAAACAUUGAAAGAAAAAAGAAAUAUGUCCAUUUUAAUUAUGAAUACACACAAUAAUGUUAUAACAUUAAAUGAAUUAAUUAAUUAUUUUAUUAGGAAAAAUUAUAAAAGUGUAAAUGAAGAAUUAAUUUUAUUCAUUAUUUAUCAAAUAAUUGUAUCUGUACUUCAAUUACAUUUUCUAGAUGUCUUACACGGAGAUGUAAAAAUUGAUAAUAUUUUAAUUAGUAAAAAUGAAGAUUUAUGUAAUAGAGAAGGGCGAAGAAGGGGGAAAAAAAGAUACAAUGGUGAAUAUAAUAAAAAUAAGAAAGGAAAUAAUAAGUAUAAAACAAAGGAAAGAGAAAGAAAACAAGAAAAAGAAAAAGAAAAAGAAAAAGAAAAAGAAAAAGAAAAAGAAAAAGAAUAUUCAAACAUUCAUAAAAAUAGUUUCGAUUUUAAUAGUUUGUAUAAAAAUAAUAGAUAUUUAGGUAAAGACAAAUUAAAUAAUUAUAAUAAAGAGGAUAGCUUUUUAAAAACUACGAGUUUUCCCUUGAAUCUUUUUUUAAUAGAUAUUGGUAGAGGUAUAGAUAUGAAAAACUUUAAAAAGUAUCUUUUUUAUGGUGAAAAGAAUUGUGAUUGUUAUAGUUUUUUAAAUGAUUCUAUUUAUAAUUAUCAUAUUGAUUUUAUUGGUAUUGCACAAAUAGCUAGCUGCCUUUUAUUUUACAAGCAUAUAGGUCAUACAAAAUACCGAUAUGAAAGGACAUUGAAUGAUAAACAUAAUAUCACCGUAAAUAACUUGGGUAUUACAUAUUCAACACACAAUAAUCAUUUUAAUAAUACAAAUGGGCGUAAUACAUGUUAUACAAAAAGGAAAAAAAAAGGAAAGGAUGUUGCAAAUGAUCAAGUGAAAUAUAAGAGUAGUAAGAAAGAUAAAUAUAAAGAAAUUGAGAACUUCAUAAAGAUUAAGGAAAAGGUAUAUCAAGAGGAGGAUGAUAUGUGUAUAGAGAAUAAUGAUUCUUUUAUGGAUGAACAUUGUUUAUAUGAUAAUGAAGAGAACCCCAAGAGGAAGAAUAUGAGUAAAAGUAAGAGUAUGAAUAAAAGUAAUGGUAUGAAUAAAAGUAAUGGUAUGAAUAAAAGUAGUGGUAUGAAUAAAAGUAGUGGUAUGAAUAAAAGUAGUGGUAUGAAUAAAAGUAAUGGUAUGAAUAAAAGUAAUGGUAUGAGUAAGAACAAAGAAAAAAUAAAACAAAGCAACAACUUACGUAAUGUUAACAAUUUAAACAGUUUAGACGAUUUGGAAGAUAUGAUGAAAAAUAAAAAAGAGAAUAAAUGCUCCUCCAGUUUAUAUGAUGAAAAUGAUGAUAAGGAAAAUAUAUAUUUUAUAGAUUAUUCUAAAAUAUUAUCCAUUGACAAUAAGAAUAAAGAAAAGAUAUUUUAUUAUUUAGAUAAAAUAAAAAAACAGUCUGACAAUUAUUUUGUUGAGAAGAAUAAUGAAAAUAAAAUAAAAAAUUUCUAUACGAAAUUUAUGUUAAAAAGAAAAAAGUACGCACAAUUUUGGGAAAUGUUUUUUCAUAUUUUAUUAAAUUUUUGUAAUAUAUACGAAUUAAAUCAUAUACGAUAUAAUUCAAAUGAAGAGAUUCUGAAUAACAAUUCAGAUGAUGAUUUGUAUGUUCAUAAAUUAAUAAAUAAAACAGAGAAUUAUUAUUUUGAUUUUAAGAAAAAUAAUUGGCAAGAAAUUCAUAAAAGUCCUCAAAGAAAUGAUUCAAAUAUUUCUAACGAUGGUAAUAAAAAUAUAAUUAAUUUAUCUGAUAGAUGUUAUAGUAACAUACCAUAUGAAAAUAAGUUAACUAAUUUAUAUUAUAUUCAUGAAAAGGAAAAUGACAAUUCCAAAAAUAUAAUAAAUAAUCAUCAAGGUGAUAAAGAUAUAAUAUUGUCAACAAAUAAAAAUAUUCCAAUAAAACAUCCCAAUGAACAUAUUAAAUCAUAUGAAAACAAUAUAUUAAUAAAUAACGAUAAUAAUAAAUUAUUGAUUUCUAAAAAGGGAAAUUAUAAAAAUACAAUACUAAGAAAAGAUAUACAAGGACAUAACUACAAUAGCAUGGGAAAAAACAGCAAAUAUUUUUUUAUAAAAAAUUCCAUAUCAAAUUUUAAAUGUAUAAGGAAAAGCUUGUAUAAACAUAAAUAUGAAAAUAAAACUAAGGAUCAAAAUAAAGAUGAAAUGAAAAAUAAAAAUAUACAUGCCCCUGAGGAAAAUACACAAAGUGGAAAAUUGAAAAGAAAAAUCAUAUUUUUUGAAAACGAACAAAAUAAAACCAAAUGUAGAAAAUUAAAUAAUGAAAAACAAUAUUAUAAUAAUGAAUAUAAAUAUAACGAAGCUAAGAGAUCUACAAAAUAUAUUAAUAAACUCAUGAAAAAAAAAGCAAUCUUUAUCCUUCUAAAUUUAAAAAGAUCUAUUGAGCGCAUAUUUGAUGAAGACGAGGAGAAGCAAACAAUUUUGUUAAACGAACUUUAUAACGCCUCCACUUUUUUUUAA
Molecule: messenger RNA, 7146 nt
Organism: Plasmodium reichenowi
Lineage: Eukaryota; Apicomplexa; Aconoidasida; Haemosporida; Plasmodiidae
Exons: 1
Coding region: 1-7146 (2381 amino acids)
Biological process (GO): mitotic spindle assembly checkpoint signaling; protein phosphorylation; meiotic sister chromatid cohesion, centromeric
Molecular function (GO): ATP binding; protein kinase activity
Source: RefSeq, a predicted model, not a curated record